Messenger RNA from Momordica charantia (bitter melon), 1722 nucleotides. The record is from RefSeq and is a predicted model, not a curated record. NCBI's taxonomy places the organism in Eukaryota, Viridiplantae, Streptophyta, Magnoliopsida, Cucurbitales, Cucurbitaceae.
AUGGCGUGGGCACGGGAUGGGACGCUCGAGUUCGAGGCCGACCUGCCGAGGAGGGAGUCUGCCGCACCCACUGAGGAGCUCGAGCUUGUUCCUCUGCUUAGUCCUGAGAAGCAAGUAAGCAUAGGAACCAAGCUGGGGGCCACCGACAGAGAAGAGCUAAUCCACUUCCUCAGAUCCAACUCGGAUGUCUUUGCGUGGUCCCAUGAGGACAUGCCUAGCAUUGACCCGAAAAUCAUGACGCAUCGCCUCAGCAUAGAUCCGUCAUUCCGACCUGUAAAGCAAAAAAGAAGACCUAUAAACAAAGAGCGGAGUGAUGUAAUUGUUGAGGAAUUCGAACCCAGAACUGCGUUGAAAGGACAAGCGGCAACAGAUUUCAUAGCCGAGCUCACACCACCUUCCGAGCUGAGCGAGGCCGACCUACCGUGGACAAUCUAUGUCGACGGAUCCUCCAAUGAGAAGGGGUGCGGGGCCGGGGUCCUCUUGCUCGGACCAGGAGGCGAGCGAUUUGAGUAUGCCCUGCGGUUCGGUUUCCGGACUUCUAACAACGAGGCUGAGUAUGAAGCAUUUAUUGCCGGCCUACGAAUCGCUAGAGCAUUGGGGGCCUCUUGUGUUAAGGUCUUCAGCGACUCCCAGCUGGUUGUAAGCCAGAUCAAGGAAGAGUACCAAGCCAAAGACUCCCGAAUGGAGAAGUAUUUGGGCAAGGUCAGAUCGCACCUCGCCCAGUUUCGAACUUACGAAGUAAGCCGGGUUCCCCGAGCAGAAAAUUCUAAUGCUGACGCCUUGGCCAAGUUAGCGUCGGCGUACGAGACCAACCUGGCCAGGUCGGUCCCCGUCGAGAUCUUAGAUAAUCCCUCGAUCUCAGAGCCAGAUCUGAUGGAGAUCGGCGCUCCAGAGUCCUCAUGGAUGGACCCGAUUGCGGACUUCAUUAGGGGCAACUCACCACAAGACCCCAAGGAGCGCAGAAAGUUGGCAAGGCGAGCAGCUCGGUUCGUGGUCCGAGGUGAAGCAUUGUACCGACGAGGCUUUUCCCUACCUCUAUUGAGAUGCCUAACCCCUGAAGAGGGCCUGUACGUCCUCAGAGAAAUCCACGAAGGGGUGUGUGGCAAUCACUCAGGCGCUCGGUCGCUGUCGGCCAAAGUGAUCCGACAAGGAUACUAUUGGCCGACCCUCAGCCAGGACGUCAAGAAGUUCGUUAGAACUUGCGACAAUUGCCAACGCUACGGAACCAUAAUCCACCAACCUCCCGAGCUGCUCACCCCCAUCUCGGCCCCGUGGCCAUUCGCGCAGUGGGGGGUGGAUAUCAUUGGUCCUUUCCCUUUGGGCAGGGGUCAGACCAAGUUCGCUGUGGUUGCUGUGGAUUACUUCACAAAGUGGGCCGAGGCCGAGGCGCUCUCCCACAUAACGGAAUCCAGAGUCACGUCCUUCGUGUGGACAAAUGUCAUAUGUCGCUUUGGUAUACCGCAGGCCACUGUGACAGACAACGGGAAGCAGUUUGACAACGCCAAGUUCAAAGACUUUUGUAGCAAGCUUGGCAUAAGUCACCUCAGCUCGUCACCCGCACAUCCGCAAGCAAAUGGGCAGCUUAGCUACGUCAAAACUAGCUUAUCGGGUCCAACGGACGCCUCUAAGACCAUUCCUAUCGAGAAACUAGUCAAUAACGGGCUAAACGGCCUUAUCGGGUACUGCCGGGAUGAUUUCUACCGAGAUCCGGACAAGGAAUGA